This is a messenger RNA of Empidonax traillii (willow flycatcher), 2190 nucleotides long. It is a transcript of the gene ZNF488, whose product is annotated as zinc finger protein 488. Gene Ontology annotation, cellular component: nucleus. Gene Ontology annotation, molecular function: protein binding. The transcript is spliced from 4 exons. The coding region runs from base 117 to 1733 and encodes 538 amino acids. Gene Ontology annotation, biological process: regulation of DNA-templated transcription. NCBI's taxonomy places the organism in Eukaryota, Metazoa, Chordata, Aves, Passeriformes, Tyrannidae. The record is from RefSeq and is a predicted model, not a curated record.
UCCGCGGGGACUUGGCCGUAGCAGGAUCCUGGGAGAGGGGAAGGGGCACGGCGGGGACCCCGGCGUCGCAGAGCCCCUAUCCGCGGGGAGCCUGCAGCGGGACCCCCAGGUUUAUAAUGGAACUUACAUCUUUGCCUAAAUUCCUUUGGACAAGUGACAACAAGCUUCUGCAUCACCAUUUUCCGGACAUAUUGGCUACUGUUCAUACCACAAAAGACAUCCCUGAAGAAGUUGUUUUUGGACCAUGCAUGCUCCAGAACACCUUGCUGGACACUGUAGCUUUUAUUGCUCUCAAGUGUUCUGAAAGACGGAACAUCCACUAUGUAUUUAAGGUAGAUGUUACGUCUGUGCACAGUCCCACAGGACUGCCUUGGAUGAGACUUGUACAAGCAGCUACCAAUAGCAAGGAGCAGAACUUGGAAGCUUACUUAGAAAACAGCCAGUUAUAUUAUCGCUCCACCAGGAAAAUCAAUAAAAAUGAGGAGUUGCUUGUCUGGUAUGAUGAGGAGCUUUCCAGCCUCUUGGGUUUCAAUGAGAUAAAACCUCAGAGUCCCCAGAAUGAGUUGAGAUGCCAAGAAUGCGACCUAGUCUUUAAAUGUGAGCAUUCCUACCUGUCCCAUGUCCGCUUCCUCUGUGUCCCAGAGAAGAGUGCCCUGCUAUGGAGAAACUUCCAGAACUCUAAGACUGAAAAGAGCAACUUAGAUGAGCAGACCACAAAUUUCCACAGUCUGGCGAGGGAUCUAGAAGUCAAAAUAGCAGCUUGUAAAGAUGAUGCACCUGGUCUUGUUGGAGAAAGGAGAGCAAAAUCUGAAGAGGCUGAGAACAACAGGAGCAGGAAAACAGUGUUGUUGGAGAAAACCAAUAAUUUGACUGAGGAACGUAACUGUGGGGGCAAGGAAGAGGUUGGGGGAGAGCAUGCAUUGGCUGGUUCUUUCUGGAAGCUUAGUUCAGGGAGGCAGUCAGCUAGGAAGGAUGUUUUAGAGCAGAAGCAGAGUGCUUUCACUGAGGUCAGGAGGAUGAAGGAGAAGCUGAGGAAUGAGAGACUGAAGGAGCCAGAGCAGGAGGAUGGCACAGUCCCAGUUGGUAAAGAGCAGGUAUCAAAGGAAGUGUUGCUGAACUCCUCUGGUAGUGCAUUCUCCUUUGUUUGGCCCACCAGAGCUCGAGGAGAACAGAAGAGUGCUUUCAGCAAACCCAGUAAGCGCCUAACAGAAAGAGCUGCAAUAAAUUCUUCUCAUCCCAUGAGUGAGUCAGCAAAGAGCCUGGGGGAGCUGUCUGGCUUCAUUGCCACCACAGACAUCAUGUGCUGCAGCACUCUUCUUAAUUCCAAGUUUUUGGUCAGUGAUUUGUGUAAUGCUCAGAUGCUGCAGACAGGCAUCACUCGGAGCAAUGUUUUCCCAUAUACCUCAGAACCGUGGCCCAAACAAGCAGGAGGACAGUUACAAAACACAACCACCACUACUUCUUCCUCCUCUUCCUCUUCUUCCUUGACUCUUCUUCCCCCCACCUUCACAUCCUUUGGAGUGGCUGCCCAGAACUGGUGUGCCAAAUGCAACCUGUCCUUUCGCAUGACAUCUGAUUUAGUCUUCCACAUGCGGUCACAUCACAAAAAAGAAUACUCCUCAACUGAAUCCCAGUGCAAGAGGAGACGAGAGGAGAAACUAACGUGUCCCAUUUGUCAUGAGUACUUCCGAGAACGCCAUCAUUUAUCCCGGCACAUGACUUCUCAUAAUUAGAGCUGUGCAGACAGAUAUCACCAAGGGACUGGGCAGGUUGGAUAAAGAAAGGAAUGGUAGUUCACUUAUAUACAUUUCUUUUUGAGUUUACAUUAAUUUCUUACAGGAAAUCACUGUUUACAAUAAUUUAUAAUAGAUACUUUGCAAAAAAAUUAUAAAAUGUUUACAAGAAUAUGAGUGGCUUGUAAGUUUUGAAAACUCAGCCUAGCCCUUGUCAACCUAUUUUUGAGGAAGUAAAAUAGUGAAAUGAAUGCACAUGCAGUGUUAAUUUGCAGAGUAGGGAACAAAAUUAUAGUUUUGCAAACGGAGUUUUCUUUGCUUACAUUUGAUUUGCUGGUGUCCGUGCAGUACAGUGUAAAUACAGAAGUAACAACCACCUCAUUGGAUGAGGAACCUUUGAGCACUAAAAAAAAUCAGAACUUAUAUGCUAAGAGAAAAGAAAUUACUAUUUCUAGCA